CAAAUAAUUUGAGUAGGUAAUGAGUGAAUCAGUCCCAGAAAAUGUGACUAAAUCAUCGUUUACCCCUAAAUAUUCAGACAAGACUGCUGAACAGUCAUUUUCUGAGAGAGCAUUAUUUGUUUUUAAUAUUUGCUAUGAUACAACAGAAUCUGAACUGAAAGAGUUAUUCCUCAGAUUUGGACCUGCCAAAGUCAAGUUAAUGAUGACAGAGCACUCCAGCAAGAACAGAGGACACGCAUUUGUUGAAUAUCACGACCCUUCCCACGCCAAAGAGGCCGUUAAACAUCUCAAUGGGUUCUCUUUACAAGACACUAAGAUAAAAGUUCAGUUUAACACAAAGCAACCUCCUUGGUACGCCGGAAAUCACAACAAUAAUCGAAAUAAGAACGACAAUCCUCCAUCAAACUCAGUUUAUGUUCGCAACUUAGACAACUCAAUAAGUACAGAGGACUUAGAAGGACAGUUUGCACGAUUUAAUCCUCUUAAAACCAGUUUGGUAAUCGAUCACGUGACGAAGCGAAACAAAGGUUAUGCUUUUGUAGAUUUCCAUUCCAUCGAGGACGCAGCUAACGCGAUAAAACACACUAAUGGGGCCAUGUUCUUUGGAAGGCAGCUACACGUGGAGUUCAGUAAUCGUUCUUCCAAUCUAGAUUCUCGAAAGUCGGAAUCAAUCAGCUCGCUGAACAGUGAUUUUGACGACCUGGAAUUGAUUAAACUGCGUCAAGAUCGUGAACGUCUUGAAGAAGAACUUUUCGAAAAGAAGGGAGAACUUGAGGAUGCAAAAGCCGCACAGUGCGAAGAUUCGAUCCAAGAUGUCAGAGAACACAUUUGGAGACUCCAAGAUGACAUAGCUCGCAUUAAGUUAACGGAGGACUAUCCGCCAACCAAACUAAGAUCAAGGUCGCAAGACAAACGGAAAAAGAAGCGCCGGUCGGACGAAGGUGAUCUGUAUUAUUCAGACGAACGAGAAAACACGCCGGGAGUAGAAAGAUCCUACACUCCUACCAGUUUUGGAAGUAGACGAUCUCAUCAUCGUGGCAGCAUUUCCUCUAACAGCUCGCAAGGUGACGAUGGGUACCUGGAACACCGUGUUUUCGUCGGGGGUCUCAAUCACACCACCACCCCUGAAACCUUUAAAGGGUUCUUUUCUAAGUUUGGUAAAAUCAGCAGCUACUUUCUGAAGUGGGAUAAGAUUUCAGGACGGAACAAGGGAUUUGGCUUCGUGUCCUACGACACAGCAGACCAAAUGGAGAGUCUACUAGCAACGCACAAAGAUAACAAUGUCUGCAUAGAUAAUCAUGUGGUCAACAUAAAGCGGGUCUUCCCCGAGUCGUACGUUUCGCCAUUCCCUCUGAACAUACCUCCAAUGCUAUGUCGGUCAGCUCCCCACUUCACGGAUCCUCCUUCCUACUGUGACGAACGGAACCCUCUGCCUGAUGAUCCGAAAAUAGUGGAGUUCUUCUAUAACCUGGGAAUUCACCACUACAAUCUUCUCCGUAUAAACGUCUACCACUGGAACCUGUUAUUCCCUGGUAACAUGUUUAGUAACUCUAAAAUGGAUUCAGCUCCUCCCACCCGACAACCUUCCCCCGCUCCUCCGCCCUUCCCCGCUCCUCCAGUAUUUCGUCAGGCGAUGCCAGUGUUUUCGAAUUUGGAGCAGCAGCACCGGCCAGCAAGUCACAUGGGUCCGAUGAUGCCGGCCCAUCUCCAGAACCACAGGAACAUGUAUCCUCAACAAAACAACUAUCCUCGGCACAACACUCCUGUAUUUCACGACAUGAUAAACAUACCCAAUAAGUUCUACAAUUCAUCCUCAAGAACAACCCACAAGACAUCACGGGCUUCCACUCCACAGCACUCAACCGCAGCUGCAGUAAUUAUACCACCUACCAAAACCGUACCCUAUCAACCACCUUCAAAAACCGAUAAAGAUUUGAUUAAGAAACUUCUUAUCUUCCAAAAUUUGAUGAUGCAGAGUAACAAUAAUCGCGGAGGACACCAAUUCACAAACAACUCUAAUAACAACAAAUCGAGAGGGAUUGCGAACAACUUCCAUAACAACAAUAACAACUAUUUGAACAACUUCCACCAUAACAACAACUUCCACCAUAACAACAACAACAGCCACCACAAUACACACAACACGAACGUACGGUCUCCUUUGGAGGGUUUGCAGCAGCCAAUAAGACUCCAGCAACAUGAUAGGAGAAAUCAUGUCGACCAUACUAGACCUCCUUCAAACAAGAGUGGUCCUGAAAAAGUAACUAACGGAGCCCCAGUUUCCUUCUCCCCAACUCAUUUCUCCCCUCAAUCAACGUUACAAGCUUUCUCACCGGAAAUAUUCUCUCCGAGCAAGGUAACGAACAGUCCGGCUCACUCCUCGCCUCCCCAGCAGCACGCUCCGACCCACCUCGCUCCCCCUGUUUCCCAACUACCCAACUCUAUUGAGGAGAGCCAAAAUAACAGCAGUUAUGGAAGUCACGAGGAUACGCUUACCUACGAGCCCAACGAUCAGGUGGAACAGGGUUAUACCCCAGGAUACCAACCUCCCAUCCCCUCCUCUCCCUCGCUUCAUAAAUCUCCAGCUCAUCCUCUACCAGUCCAGAGCGCAGCAUCGCCACAUCAGCAGCCACUAGUAUCCAAUCAGCAGUCACAGACAAGUUUGCCCCAGGAGCUAGCUCUAUCACCACCUCCCCUGGCUCCUAGACCCCUGGAAAGGUCCCGCUCAUCUUCCGGAUCUUACAGUGAGAGUCUGAACGAGAAAAGUAACACGAUCCAAUAUUCUCACUCGGAGAAGGGGGCACAGCCUCAAUACACCCACUCUGACAAAGUGACACUGCACCAGAAACCCCCACACAUGACCCAAGCUCAGCUCAAUAUGUACUCUCAGAUCCACCAGAAUGUCAUGCAGCCCUCUCACCGGCACCAGGUCCCACCUCGACUUCAACAGGACAAGCACAUGAAGCAGCAACCUGAUCCAGGACCACAGGCCAUCCACCCUAACCCCGGCCAUCCCCACAUUCCUGAAGAACUCAAAAUCCACUUGAGAAACCUCCAGCAGCAAACUGGGCCGGGAUUCCAUGGACCUGUCCACGGACCUGGGUUUCCUGACUUCCACUCAGCGGACAAGAACCAACGUAUCGAUAGCAGGUCCCCUCACGGGCUACCUCCUCCUGGGUCUGUCCAGCAACGCUAUAAGUACAACCCCAUACCAUUUCUGAACCCGCAGCUGCUAAAUUCGGCAAUGAGCUACAUCCAGCUGAGACCGGGUCUAAUCCCCCAACCUAUGCCACAACAUCCUCUUCCUCACGCUGCACAGUCCCGGUACCACAGCCCACCUCCAUCAGACGACGAGAGCGAAGAUGACAGCAGACAAUGACGAAGUCAUAACUUGGGGUGAUGACGUUACAAUUUGAAGCGAUGACGUCACGCUACGACGAUGACGUAGUUCCAUCAUCAAUCAGCGCUCUACCAAAUGCAGCCAGACUCUUACAUCAGCUGCUUUCUUACUUUGUUUGUUGUGUGUGUGUGUGUGUGUGUGCGCGCGUGUUUAAUAGAUGUUCAUUGUUCAAGAAGAGAAAUCAUUUGACCCACGAUUGGAGUGUCUGGUGACAAGAUGUGUCGUGUGAUCCCAAUUUAGCGGAUAUUGUCAAAAUAUAAACAUCAAGAUAAAUAGUUCUGUUAGUAUGUAUUGACAGGGGUCCUUAGUCUGGACAAUGCGGCGCAGUUGGGUUUAAAAAAGGUCGUCUACUUGCUUUGGAGUUGACAUUUGUUAACUUGAUUCUAAAUAAAUUGAUUUGCUUUAUAAGUUGAUCAAAUUUUCAUGUGGGAUGA
Molecule: messenger RNA, 3834 nt
Organism: Bolinopsis microptera
Lineage: Eukaryota; Metazoa; Ctenophora; Tentaculata; Lobata; Bolinopsidae
Exons: 26
Coding region: 20-3379 (1119 amino acids)
Cellular component (GO): nucleus
Molecular function (GO): mRNA binding
Source: RefSeq, a predicted model, not a curated record